GAGGAAGCAAGAGGAGGAGCGUGCGGCUGUUCUGGCGGAGCGUGAGGCGUAUCUCCAAGCGGCUAGGGCGAAGCAGGGGGCGCUCCGAUCGCGGCUGAAGGAGCUGGAGCCCCGCCACCAGGACCCGCGAGCAGCCCCCCACCCCCGUCGCCGUGUUAUCGUCCCCCCCCCCACGCAAUCCCAGGUGCACCUUGGUUCCCAUCGUACCGCCUCGCCGCACGAGAAGGAGCGGGAGGUGGCGGCUUCUCCGACGAACGAGAAGGAGCGGGAGAGGACAGCGACUCCGGAGUUUUCGGUGACUUUGGGUCUUCCGGUCGGUGCUGAAGACGGAGCAUCGUUUGCGGCGGCAACCACGGUGUACUACAGCGUUCCUGUCCCGCCCGCUGGAGAUGCCUGCAGAAGUUGUAACGUUCUACAAUGGGGACAAAUUGGCAGCUCUUAUUGCAUGGGCUGGCAUCAACCAACUUGUCCGUGCACAAUUCCCCCCACCGCACACCGUUGCUUUCGGGCACAUCUACCACACCCCAUACCUCGCGAAACUUCCGCCUUCUUCGCGGCAGUCCGUGUUCCAGCUAUUCUUCGCUCUCCGUCGUGCCACCUUUCAUAAAGGUCCUCAAGGAACAUCGGUGGUGACACAUGAUCGAGGACUCCAGCUGCCUCUUGCUCGUGCUGCCUGGAACAACGACUUCAAGCACGAUCUACAAGCCCCCCGGCAGGCCUCUUCACGCACUGCGCAUGGUUCUGGAGAGGACAAGGACAACAGUUGGUCAGCGGCUCCUGUGUUCAAGACCUGGAAGAACCGUUGGGGCGACCGGGAUUCGACCGCCAAGAGCGGGACGGACGACCACCGCCGCUCCACCCAGUCUUCGCGAGGGCGCGGCGUCGGAGAUGACAGGCGAGGGCGAGCCUUGGGGAACCAGCCUACCAGGUCUUCGCCGGCGAGUCGCCAUCGCCGGAGCAGGAGUCGGAGGGCAGAACGUCAACAGCGCACCAAUCCUUUGUCUAGGCGUGGGCGCAGCCGGAGCGGAGACCAUCGUGGGAAAAACACGCCUCCGUCUAGGCGUAGCCGCAGCCGGAGCCAGAACCAGAGCGGGGCAACAGCAGGGCGACCAGCACUGACAGCAGUCGCGGCGGAAAAGUGGGACGGAGGUCAGGCCACGGUAACAGGCGAGUAGAAAACCAUCUGCGCAAGGAACCGGCAGGGCCCUCGACGUACGCCUUCUUCAUCCAGA
Ectocarpus sp. CCAP 1310/34 is the source of this 1232-nucleotide messenger RNA. NCBI's taxonomy places the organism in Eukaryota, Phaeophyceae, Ectocarpales, Ectocarpaceae. The record is from the annotation of a GenBank genome assembly.